Messenger RNA from Glycine soja, 1242 nucleotides. RefSeq names its product protein WUSCHEL-like. Lineage: Eukaryota; Viridiplantae; Streptophyta; Magnoliopsida; Fabales; Fabaceae. Gene Ontology annotation, biological process: plant organ development. The transcript has 3 exons. The record is from RefSeq and is a predicted model, not a curated record. The coding region runs from base 156 to 1046 and encodes 296 amino acids. Gene Ontology annotation, molecular function: DNA binding; DNA-binding transcription factor activity.
UAUUAUAAGUUUAUAACCCCCCUCACCCUUUCCUCCCCUUCAUAAUUCAUGCAGUAGUAAUCUCUCUUCUCACCUAUAUACCCUCUAAUAUUCUAAUUCUCUCUCUUGAUCCAACAAACAAACACUACCAUUUUGUUUGUUCUGAGUAGUGAUCCAUGAUGGAACCUCAACAACAACAACAACAAGCACAAGGGAGCCAACAACAACAACAAAACGAGGAUGGUGGCAGUGGAAAAGGGGGGUUUCUGAGCAGGCAAAGUAGUACACGGUGGACUCCAACAAACGACCAGAUAAGAAUAUUGAAGGAACUUUACUACAACAAUGGAAUUAGAUCCCCGAGUGCAGAGCAGAUUCAGAGGAUCUCUGCUAGGCUGAGGCAGUACGGUAAGAUUGAAGGCAAGAAUGUCUUUUAUUGGUUCCAGAACCACAAAGCUCGAGAAAGGCAGAAGAAAAGGUUCACUUCUGAUCAUAAUCAUAAUAAUGUCCCCAUGCAAAGACCCCCAACUAAUCCUUCUGCUGCUUGGAAACCUGAUCUAGCUGAUCCCAUUCACACCACCAAGUAUUGUAACAUCUCUUCUACUGCAGGGAUCUCUUCGGCAUCAUCUUCUGUUGAGAUGGUUACUGUGGGACAGAUGGGGAAUUAUGGGUAUGGUUCUGUGCCCAUGGAGAAAAGUUUUAGGGACUGCUCGAUAUCAGCUGGGGGUAGCAGUGGCCAUGUUGGAUUAAUAAACCACAACUUGGGGUGGGUUGGUGUGGACCCAUAUAAUUCCUCAACCUAUGCCAACUUCUUUGACAAAAUAAGGCCAAGUGAUCAAGAAACCCUUGAAGAAGAAGCAGAGAACAUUGGUGCUACUAAGAUUGAAACCCUCCCUUUAUUCCCUAUGCACGGUGAGGACAUCCAUGGCUAUUGCAACCUCAAGUCUAAUUCGUAUAACUAUGAUGGAAACGGCUGGUAUCAUACUGAAGAAGGGUUCAAGAAUGCUUCUCGUGCUUCCUUGGAGCUCAGUCUCAACUCCUACACUCGCAGGUCUCCAGAUUAUGCUUAAGAUAUAUCAUAUAUAUACUCAACUUAUUAAUUAUAAGAUGAUAAUGAUAGCCUUGCAUAAUUUGGUUAUCAUCCUAUGAUUAAUUGUAGUUUAUAUAUUAGACUCUGUGUGUUUAGUCAGUUAUGGUUUUAUAUAAUCAGUGUGGGCAAAUGUAAUGGUGUGUACUCAGUUUAAGAGCCUUUCCCUACCUGACACA